CUUGUUCAUAUUGCCUCAAUAAACACCAAAAAUAGCAAAGUUAGAGAAAGAGGGAGAGACAACUUUUAAGUGCCUGAGCCAAUUUUUCCUAAUUGGAGGUCAUCAAUUGAAGUAUAAGAAGAUAAGUUUGAAGACACCAUUUUUCAUUUCAAGAUUGCUACUUUACUUAAAAGGCCGCCCACUAAUUAAUUGAUUAAGGUCAUUUAUCCACUAGAAAACCCAAGGAAUUUAUUGUGCAACUAAUUAAGAUGAUGGCAUUUGUUGGAGUCUUUGGAAGGAACCAAUACAGAAACAAAAGGACUUUGAAAACUUAGGAGAGAACGUAGAUUAAUCCGGUAGAUUUGUUACGGAUAGGGAAUUUGAUUUUUUAGAUGGAUUACAUAGUUGGGCCGAUGCGAUAGCAAUAACAAUGGGUUUUUCAAUUUAUACGUGCUUCAUAUAAACAAAAAGAAGGACGUUCUAGAGUUAGUGUGUAUUUAAGAUGUUACCGCUAUGAUAAUAUUAUGGGUGACUUACAUAAUCUAGAUAAUGCUGCCCGAUCUGGUUCUAAAAGUUUAAGUUGUGGGUGUAAAUUUUUAAUUGUAGUAAGUAGUCAUAAACCUAGAGAAAGACCUUGGACGAUAAGGGUAUGUUCUGGUGAAAAAGGAAGAUAUAACCACCCGUUUUUAAUGUACAGAGAUGGUCAUGUAAUGGCAAAUAAAAUCAAUGUAGAUAUUCGUGAGCACAUACGACAGCUUAGUGCAACCGGCCUUUAUCAUAACUUUUAUUAGAGAAAAUUUUCCUGGUUUUUACUACUAUGAAUCAGAUUUAUAAUGCUAGGCAAUCAAUAAGGAGGGAAGAAAUGGAGGGUAAGACUCCCCUUCAACACUGUCUUUAUAUGGCCACAGAACUUAAUUACGUGGUCUGGACAGACUUGGAUAAUGAAGGGGGAUUGAGCAGAUUAUUAGUUGCAAAUCCUACCUCUAUCCAAAUGAUCGUACGUGGCCGUAUGUUGUGUUGAUAGAUACAACAUACAAAACAAACAAACAAAAGUGGCCACUGGGUGAAGUCAUCGGAAUGACUCCAACCAAUCACAACUUCUUGGUAGUGUUCUGUUUGAUGCGAGAUGAGACGACUGUGUCAUAUUCGUGGGUGUUGCAGGAUUGAGAGAUAUUUUUGGCGCAGCUCAUACUCCUAGCGUCAUUGUAACCGAUCGAGAUGAAUGUUUAUCUGCAGCUAUUCGUGACGUCUUCCCAAAUGUGCAUCAUUUUUUAUGCAUUUGACAUAUUGCAAAUGAAGUUGAGAAUAUGGUGGACAUGUUGUGCGGCGGUAAAAGAAAUCAACAAGGGUAUGUAUUUAGGAAAAGUAGAUGGAACCCCUUGGUUGAAAGUUCUACAAUUGACGAAUUUUAAUAGAGAUGGCAAUCGAUCGUGACUACCUAGUCGGUUAGGAACAAAAAGUUCAUUCGGUAUUUGGCUGGAACAUGGAUUCGACUUAGAGAGAAAUUUGUGCGUGCGUGGACGAAUGAAUGUUUACACAUGGGUAACCAGACUACCAACAGAGUUGAAAGCCAACACUCGUCUUUCAAGUAUUAUCUUGGUAGCGGUAGUAGCUCAUUUGAUACCUUGUUCAAAAGGGCACACACAGAUUACAAACGAGCAAGUCAGGAUCCGACAAGCACUACAGGAAUCCAUGAAUUCUGUAGCAAAGUUGCUGCGAAAAAUUUUCUUUAGACCUUUAUAUCGCCUUCUAUGCCUUGGAGCAACUGCGGCUUGAGCAGUAACCGUAUGUUAGAUUUGGGUGAUUAUGUACUUAACAAAUGCGGUUCUGUACUUCAACGCACCCAUGGAUUGCUGUGUGCUUGUUUUUUAUAUAUGUCCAUCGGUUCACAAAGUGCUUUGUAUUUGGAUGACAUUCAUCCAUUCUGGAGUACUUUGACGUAUACAGAGGUAGGAGAUGACAACAACGAAGGAGUACGAUACGCGAAUGCCGAUGACAAAGAUUACUUUCAAUCUUUGGUCGAUGAAGUCCAAAAAUCUGAACCCGCAGUUGUACGACGCUUGUCUCAGGUAUUUGAGUAUGAACUGCACCCUGAUGGAGCCGAUAUACCUGAGCCUUACGCAAGUCCACCUAGAAAGGGAAGACCAACCACAAGAAAAACCCUUAUAAGAAAUAAAAACGCAUUUGAAUAUAGCAAAUCAUCUUCUCAUGGUCGAGGGUCUAGAUCUUCAUCCCACGGGAUAUCUAGUGGUAGAUCUAGUGGUCGAGAAACGCAAUCCUCAGUUGGAAUUAAGUUUAGUUUCAAUUUAUCCGAUGAUCCAGGAGGUCGUGAUUUUUCACUGUUUUUCAUGGCCUAGUCACAUCCCGUACAUUCUUCCUCCUUACUUGUUUGAUUAGAUUGAUGUCUUAAGUGACGGUAACUGUGGAUUUAGAGCUAUUGUCGCCACAGAGUUGGGAGGUGAGGAGGCAUGGCCUCUUUUAAGACGUGCUAUGUGUAUGGAAAUGCAAAUGAACAGAGACCAAUACCUAAGUUUGUAUCUAUCGCAGGAGUUGUUAGACGAUGCUAUAUUCAGAAUUUGUUCAGACGGCAAUGUACCUGCUCCUUAUAUUCACUAGAUGGAUGCACCGAUGGCAUUGUACUCUGCAGCAACGUUUCUUAACAUUGCCAUUGUAUAUUAUGGUUCUGCUGACGGUUAGCCGUUGUAUAACUGUUUAGUUCUUUCGUUAAAGAAAGCAUCGGGCGUGCAUAGUAUAAAUAAAGUUAUACAUAUAUGUUGGGUGAAUGGAAAUCAUUGUUCAACUAUUAAUGAACGACGAUUCAUCUGCACUGCCGCCAGUCCAUCAACGUUAGAGAGAAGCAGUUGACAAUAUUUCCAGACAUAUAGAAACACAUUUUACUAGUAGGAUUAUGCUUUGGAAUAAACUAUGCGGGCCACGACCACCACAACGUAAUAACACAGCUGAAGAUGCUGUAAAUUUAGAUAGUCCAUAGUGUAAUGUGAUGUGUAAAUUAUUAUUCAGUUUUACUAUAGAAAUUAUAGAUGGGAUUCAAUUUGUAGAUAGUCCAUAGUUAUACUAUUGUGUACGUCAUUACUAUAGAAAUUGUAGAUGAAAUUCAAUAUGUAUAAUAAUGUUGUAAACUAAUAAAAGCAUUGAUGUAAACAUGAA
Molecule: messenger RNA, 3147 nt
Organism: Amaranthus tricolor (Joseph's coat)
Lineage: Eukaryota; Viridiplantae; Streptophyta; Magnoliopsida; Caryophyllales; Amaranthaceae
Exons: 7
Coding region: 1731-2336 (201 amino acids)
Source: RefSeq, a predicted model, not a curated record